CCCUUCGAGUUCAAACCCAAAGAGGAAGAUUUCACCUAAUAUUACACAAUGUUGAUUCCUGUUCGUUUGAAUUUUUGCCAGCCACUUCAAUGUUUAACAAAAUCUAAACAGGGGAGCCCAUCCUUAUCCAUGUAGAUCAGUGGUUAUCAUAGCUUUCUAGACGUCUCGCUGGUGGGGUGCUCUGCGGGGAGGAAGUGAUGCAGGGAAAAUUCCCUUAAUGUCCACAAAAAGGCGAAACACAAAGAAACUGUAAGCCUUUCGUACUGGUUCAUCUGAGUUGUUUGAUUUAGCAGUCAAUUUAAAGUAGAAGUCAGUCGUUUAGGACGGUUAUUUGCAAACCAGGUGCGUUCUUAUCAGGCAAAAGUCAACUGAAACGCUCGGUUUUGUUUAUGAUGCUGACUAGCUAACGUUAGCUGGCUAGCUUUUUAGCUAUGUGGGGAUGUUUAUUUGUGUCGUGUCCUAAACUAGCAAGCUGACGUUUUGUUUUACUAGCUAAUGUUAUUGGAGUGAUGUACGCGAUUUUCUAGACAAUCAUUUCUCUUUAAAAGGUACGUUUGUUGUUCACUAUCUAAACAAGUUUAUAUCUAUGGCAUGCUAGCUAGCUAACGUUAUCUGUAAAGUUAGCGCUCCAGCUACAUGAUGACGUGCUAGUUAGACAGCCACUAGUUAGGGUAUGAUGAUGGCGAAGUAUAGCAAGCCACGAACGAGGCUUUAUUUUGUCAGGGAAUUUAGCUACUGAAGUUGUUAGACAGUCAUGUUGAUUAGGUCAGCAUGUUGUUAGUUGGUCAAACUAAGACGCAACUAGACGACGCCGCAUUCAGAUGAGUUAACGUUAGCUAGACAAGCUAGUUUAGAUUCUUUCUGGCAGUGUUAUUUUGAUAAAUGGGUUGCUAGCUAAAUAGUUAUGUUAACUAGAUAUUCCCCUCAGUAUUGAAAUGGUAGAUGUGUUCCUAUUCAGCUAGCUAAAACAAUAACCUCCAUUUGCCAUAAUAGAAUGGGGUGAACAUGAUUGAAAGCACUGCAAGCUUUCCAGGAGGUGUUUUACCUGUACAUGUCCACGGGGAACUAGAUCGGAAGUUCCAUUCCUCAGGAAUAGUUUCAAUAGCUAAAUGUGAUCAGGGGCGGUUCUCUUGUAGCUAAGUGUUUCAUCAUCAAAUCAUGAGACAUUGCUAGGUGGCAUAUGAAUCUUGCGACAGCUGGAAGCUAUCAUGAAUUUCUCAUGAGUCUCGGAAUAUUUCAAAUGUAUAUAAUUAAAAGCUCUCACAAAGGAGAAAGCUUAGUCAUAUUUGUUGCUAUAGUUUGCUGUGGGAAUACCCUGCUACGUAGUAACUGACUGCUUUCUCGAUCUCAAAUUACAAAUUCACAGCAAGUAAACAAACUGAAUCUACAUGUGGGAGAACAACACCCCUGUAUGACAUUAUGCUUAUGGUGACAAGAUGGUGUGUGUCAUUCAGCAUUGCGGAUGUCAAGGUCACUACAAUGGAGCAGAAUAAGAUGACACCUUCAUCUAGAGUGGUCAAUGCAUUCUGAGGAAGUGUCUCCCUCCAGUUUGAUUUGGACCCCCCCUCCUCUCCAUGGUACCAGCUUCUAUGGUACCAGGGCCAGGCUUCAAAAAGCUGCCAGGCACUCCACCCUUCUUCGUUGGUGGUGAUGUAGCCUACUGGCCCAAGGGCAUGUUGAGACGUCUCAUCAGGCCAGAGCAGAGGUGUCUAGGUGGGGCAGGCAGGGCCUGAAGGAGGGGAGGACAGACCGUGAGGACCAAAGAGAGCGACAUGGGCCAGUGUGUCACCAAGUGUAAGAACCCAUCGUCCUCGCUUGGCAGCAAGAGUGGCGACAAGGAGCCUGGGUCCAAGUCCCACCACAAGAAAUGCGGGGGCACGGGAGGCAGUGGGGGAGGAGGGCACAAGGAGGAGCCCAGUGGCCUGAGCAGCAAGGCCUCCAGUGAGCUCAUGUUCAAUGGCACCAAGAAUGCCUUGGAGGUUACCGUGGAGACCACAGUGAUCCCCACAUCGGCCAUGAUGGGGGACCUGAGGAAUGAGGAGCGCUCGGUGGCAGACAGGGAGGGGCCGUCCUUGCUGCGCAUUGAGGAGCUUUUCUGCUGCUACAAGGACCCGCAGGAGGAGUCUAUCUUGGAGGAGGGCAUGGAGAGGUUCUGCAAUGACCUGUACGUGGACCCCGCCGAGUUCCGUGUGCUGGUCCUCGCUUGGAAGUUUCAGGCGGCCACCAUGUGCAAGUUUACAAGGAAGGAGUUUGUAGACGGAUGCAGGGCGAUCAAGGCGGACAGUCUCGAGGGCAUCUGCUCCCGGUUCCCCUUCAUGCUGAUGGAGGCGCAGGGCGAGGAGAACUUCAAGGAGCUGUACCGCUUCACCUUCCAGUUUGGCCUGGACGCUGAGGAAGGCCAGCGCUCGCUGCAGCGUGACAUCGCCAUCGCGCUGUGGCGCCUGGUCUUCACGCAGGACACGCCAGCCAUCCUCGAGCACUGGCUGGACUUCCUGGGCGAGAACCCGUCAGGUGUGCGGGGCAUCUCGCGGGACACCUGGAACAUGUUCCUCAACUUCACGCAGGCCAUCGGGCCGGACCUGAGCAACUACAGCGAGGACGAGGCCUGGCCAAGCCUCUUUGACACCUUUGUAGAGUGGGAGAUGGAGCGCAGGAGGAAGGAAGAGCAGUUAAAGAGGGCAGAGGAGGAGGACAGGGGAUGCACUGAGAUUGAUGAGAGCUCUCCCUCCAGCACAGACAGACUUGAAACAGAGGGCGGACGGGGCUCACAGACCUGGGGGGGGCACUGACUACAGGACUAUAGAAUUCUGGGAAGGGAGGUUGGGGUGGGUGGAGUCUGACCUACAAGUGAACUGUACAUCUGUGAAUCAUUGGAUGACAAAUUGGUAUUACCAUUACUGUUAUUCCCCUCUCUCCUUUUCUGUUGGGGUGGGCUGGGAUUCGCUUACACCCUGCUUUAUUUCUGGUUAAUGAAAGGGCUCAAAUAACUGUUGUUUUAGCACUUCUAUUUAAGUUAUUUGUUUUAUUUUAUUUUUCUUUAAUGUGUGUUUUUGGUAAUUUGGACAUGUGGUCCAUUUUAAUCUUUCCCCACCCUCGCUAAACUCAAAGAAAGCUCAGUAUAUAAGGUUGCUUUAAAAGCCAGGUGCCAGAAAGCCAUGCCCCUUCCCAAGUCUUAUAUUUUUACAGCUUACAUUGACCUGGAAACACUGGUGAUUUGACCUCUCACCCAAAGACGCAGGCCUAUUCAAUUGUCAUAUUACAUUAAGGGAAAUCUAGUUGUCCGCAAACAUCUUAUUACCAGAGCCUGAGCUUUACUUGUUGGGGUCAGUGAAACCAACUUGAUUUUUUAUUUAUUUAUUUUGGAACAAUAUUUGAGUGUGGAUGAAUUGGGUUGCCUUUUGAAAUGUGGACUAUUUAAAGGGUUAUAUUCUUGACCUAUCUAUCUAUUGCCUGUCGUUGUGAUGGCCAACCAUGAUUUGUUCAAAGAUGUGGUCGUACUCGAGUGUGCAUAAUGUCCUAAGACUGAGUAAUGUCCUAAAGUAAACAUUUAUUUGCCAGUGACAAUACCAAUUACUUCCUAGAAUUUCUAUUUUAUUUAUCUAAAUUAAAAAGUGUUUAGGGUAUAUACAGUGCAUUCAGGAAGUAUUCAGACCCCUUCACUUUUUCCACAUUUUGUUACAUUUUGCCUUAUUCUAAAAUGGAUUAACUUCCUUUUUUUCCUCAUGAUGACAAAUCAAAAAACGUAGGAAUUUUAGCAAUUUGAUUACAAAUAAACAAAUGCCUUAUUUACAUAAGUAUUCAGACCCUUUGCUAUGAGACUCGAAAUUGAGCUCAGCUGCAUCCUGUUUCCAUUGAUCAUCCUUGAGAUGUUUCUACAACUUGGAGUCCACCUGUGAUAAAUUCAAUUGAUUGGACAUGAUUUGGAAAGGCACACACCUGUCUAUGUAAUGUCCCACAGUUGACAGUGCAUGUCAGAGCAAAAACCAAGCCAUGAGGUCGAGGGAAUUUUCCAUAGAGC
Salmo salar (Atlantic salmon) is the source of this 4018-nucleotide messenger RNA. Its product is annotated as DCN1-like protein 3. Gene Ontology annotation, biological process: protein neddylation. Lineage: Eukaryota; Metazoa; Chordata; Actinopteri; Salmoniformes; Salmonidae. The record is from RefSeq and is a predicted model, not a curated record. Gene Ontology annotation, cellular component: ubiquitin ligase complex. Gene Ontology annotation, molecular function: cullin family protein binding; ubiquitin-like protein binding; ubiquitin conjugating enzyme binding.